GCGCGCUCGCACAGCCUUGUUAAUCUCAAUUACGCGAUAUACAAAAUGUUGCCGGCGCUGAAUAAUUGUGCGCGCAAUGCGCGUGCAUGGCCCAACGAGGCUAUAUAAUUGCAUUUUGCAGCAGGUGCGCUUUCAGUCCUACCGCGGGUUAAACGCCACCCACGCGUCAUCUCGUUGGCUCGAUUCGGCGAUGGAAGUCGGUUGACUCGAGAGUGGAAGUUACCGAUCGAUCUGUGCAUAUAUUUACCGGUCACGACGAAGCAUCACCGAUCAGCACAGAGUCCCGGCCACAUGGGUAGAAACAAUACCGUGGUGUACGUGUCACCUGUCGUCGACACGAAGAUGCAGAAGAUGAUCCUGCCGCAGUGGCUCGCGGGAAUCGGAGUGUUUCUGCUGCUCAUCCAUGUCGGCCUCAUGGGAGGAUGGGCCUCGCCGACCCUCGCUCGGCUCGCCGCCCCGGACUCGCCCAUGCCGAUUUCGCCGGAGCAAGCUUCCUGGGUGGCAUCGAUCAUCAACUUUGGGCGAUUUUUCGGGGGCGUGCUCGGUCCCCUAUCCGCGAGCCUCCUCGGCAGCAAAAGCUCCAUCCUCCUGACCGUCGUGCCCAUCGCCGUGGGCUGGCUCUCCAUAACCCUAGCCACGUCGAUCGAGUGGCUCAUCGUCGGCCGGCUCUGCAGCGGCGCGGGCCUGGGAAUGGCCUUCGGGGCCUUUCCCCUCUACAUCGGGGAAAUUUCCAUGCCCGAGAUCCGCGGCGCGCUCAUCUCCCUGGCCACGGUGGGCGCCCCCCUCGGCCAAGUCGUGGCGAGCAUCUGCGGCUCCUACCUCAGCGUGAGUCUAGCGGCCGGUCUCUACCUCGGCCUGGCCGUGCUGCUGGAGUUGCUGUUUGUCUGGCUGCCCGAGUCCCCGCACCACCUCGUCAAGACAGGGAAGAUCGAGGUCGCCCGGCGCUCCAUCAGUUGGUACAGGGCGGGUCACCAGGUGGACGAGGAGUUGGCCGCCGUUGAAAAGUUCGUCGCCACGGACGCCAGUGAAAGCCUCUGGGAGAAGCUUCGGGCUGCGGGUGCCUCGGAGCCAAUCAGACGGGCCGCUCUCCAAAUCAUCGCUCUCUUCUCGUUAAUGCAGCUGAGCGGCCUGAACAUUGUCAUGUUCUUCAUGGAGUCGAUCCUCGUGAGGGCGGGCUUUAAACUCGUGAAGCCGUCGAUGCUGGUGGUGCUGGUGAACGUCAGCUGCACCCUGUCGGCGGGGCUCUCCGUCCUCCUGAUCGACCGUUGCGGCAGAAAGUUCCUUCUGCUCCUCUCCAGCACCGGGACGACCCUGUCGAUGCUCGGACUGGCCGGGCACUUCGCCAUAGUGGGAGACGCGACCGACACCAGCGUGGAACUACCGCUGGGCCUCCAGCUGAUCCCAGCCGCCUCGAUGUUCCUCUUCAUGAUCUCCUUUUUCGUGGGCCUACUGCCCGUGCCCAGCGCCAUCCUCAGCGAGAUAUUCCCCGCCAACAUCAAGUGCAUCGCUGCCUGCAUCGCCAUCCUCACCGGGGCCGUCUCGUCCUUCCUGUCCGCCAAGACCUACCAGCCCCUGCUCGACCUCGUCGGGGACACCUACGUCUUUCUCAUCUACGCGCUCAUGUCCUCCCUCAUCCUGCCCUACACGCUGUUCGCAGUCACGGAAACCAAGGGGAAAAGCCUACAGCAGAUACAGGACGAGUUUGCUGGGAAGAACUCGGUGAUAUGACGACUCUAACUCACUCGGGGAAUGCGUCAACAUGUCAAAAUUUGUAACGUGAAGAUACAACGCCAUUGUGGACGAUUCGAGUGAUGGGUGUAAAUAUUAUUAUUACAUGCUGAUUAUGUUUAGGGUGUAGUCUAAGCAUUGUUAUUACAGGUUCGCUACUAUUAGA
This is a messenger RNA of Copidosoma floridanum, 1894 nucleotides long. RefSeq names its product facilitated trehalose transporter Tret1-like. Gene Ontology annotation, molecular function: transmembrane transporter activity. Gene Ontology annotation, cellular component: membrane. NCBI's taxonomy places the organism in Eukaryota, Metazoa, Arthropoda, Insecta, Hymenoptera, Encyrtidae. The record is from RefSeq and is a predicted model, not a curated record. Gene Ontology annotation, biological process: transmembrane transport.